This is a messenger RNA of Tigriopus californicus, 1497 nucleotides long. RefSeq names its product innexin inx2-like. The transcript has 2 exons. Bases 183 to 1328 code for a protein of 381 amino acids. Gene Ontology annotation, cellular component: gap junction; plasma membrane. Lineage: Eukaryota; Metazoa; Arthropoda; Copepoda; Harpacticoida; Harpacticidae. The record is from RefSeq and is a predicted model, not a curated record. Gene Ontology annotation, molecular function: gap junction channel activity. Gene Ontology annotation, biological process: phototransduction.
AGCGUCUGUUUUAACAUACCUAGGAGCAACCUCAAUUGCUAUACACAAGUGUUUCUUCAACCAACCAAGCGAGUUAAACGACAGCAAAAAUCGAGCAAGUGACUGUGAAGUGAAUCGAAAUGGGCUCGAAGAUUGCCAUCUAGUAAAGCCUUCCCUGAGGGUUCAAAACCAGGGCCCUCAAGAUGUUGGGCAUCUUCUCAGGCCUGAAGAGCAAUGUGCCCUUAUUGUCUAAAAUCGAGGAGCCAAAAACAGAGGGCGUGGUCAAUCGGCUUCACUAUCGCAUGACGGUUAUGAUCCUCUUUGGUUGUUCGCUCCUCGUCACGGCCUUAGAAUGGGUUGGAAACGGCAGCAAAAUCUCCUGCGUCAUGGAAGGGCCUGACGAUAGUUGGGUGGUUCCACCCAACGUAAUCAACACUUAUUGCUACGUGCUCAGUACCUUUGUGCUCCCCAAACACUACAACACCAAAAUCGGCCACACCUCUUCACAAGUGGGAGUGGGCACUUACAACCCGAAAGAGGACGACGUCAGCUACAAGGCCUAUUACCAAUGGGUGCCGUACGUGCUCUUCCUUCAAGGCUGUUGUUUCUACGUGCCUCAUCUCAUAUUCAAAUUGUGGGAGGGCGGCAAAGUGAAGAACAUCAUCUCCGGCCUGCACCAAUGCAUCAUCGACCGGAAGGAUCGCUGCGAGAAGGAACGCAUUCUGGCCCAAUACUUUGUCGAUAGCAUGCAUUCGCACAAUUUUUGGGCCAUCAAGAUGUUGUUUGUGGAGUUCCUCAAUCUCGUGAAUGUCAUCUUGAACAUCUUUUUCGUGGACGUAUUCCUCCAAGGCGAAUUCAGUACCUACGGCUAUCAAGUGAUCAAAUUCUUAGAGGCUGACCCGGAGAACCGCAUAGAUCCAAUGGCCACUGUGUUCCCUCGAGUGACGAAGUGCUCGUUCUACAAGUAUGGACCAUCGGGCACCAUCCAGACCCACGAUGCUAUUUGCGUGCUCCCGGUUAAUAUCAUGAACGAGAAGAUCUAUGUUCUUUUGUGGUUCUGGUUCAUCCUUUUGAGCUUCGUCACGGUAAUUAGUCUCAUCUGGCAUUUGUUGUUCUUGGUCACACCUGGCUUGACGAAAACAUUCCUGAAAUCGCGCACCAUGAACCAACCCGAUCUGCACCUUAACGACAUUGGACGACAUUUCGAAGUGGGAGAUUGGAAGUUAUUGUAUAUAUUGGCGCGCAACAUGGAACCAUUGGUUUUUGGUGAGUUUCUGCGGGAACUCUUCGGCACUCUAAAGAGUGUGAACGAAAACAACAAUCCUUCCUCCAAGCCUCUGAUGACUUGAGCGCUUUUCAUCAUUGUGAGCCUUACUUUAUAUGUAUUGUAGGCUUUAGAAGAGAAUAUGAGCUAUUCCACUAUCCCUCACUACCGCUAUCUUCAAUUUCGGGUUUUUCGUGCAUUAGUACUUUGUCCUAAAGAUAAAUCAUAUAAACAAUACAAUUCAUGGUUCCUUA